Molecule: messenger RNA, 1178 nt
Organism: Calypte anna (Anna's hummingbird)
Lineage: Eukaryota; Metazoa; Chordata; Aves; Apodiformes; Trochilidae
Gene: SAP30
Product: Sin3A associated protein 30
Exons: 4
Coding region: 306-965 (219 amino acids)
Biological process (GO): regulation of DNA-templated transcription
Cellular component (GO): histone deacetylase complex
Molecular function (GO): protein binding; transcription coregulator activity
Source: RefSeq, a predicted model, not a curated record
UCUCCACAUGACAGGGGGGGAAGGAGGAAGUGGGGCGACCAGCGGGGCGCUGCCGCCCCCGCUCCGGUAGCCGAGAGUCGCGGGUAGCGGCAGCCGGCGGGGAGGCUCCUUCCUGCGGUGUUGCGGGCUGCCCGCCCUUGAGGACAGGCUCGCGUCCCCGUGCCGCCGCUGAAGGGAGGCGGGCAGGGAGCGGAGCAGCACAGCGCCCCGCCGGGCCGCGGCGUCUCGCCGGGGAAGUUUGGUGCGGGGCGGGAUCCCGCCGCCCUCCCCCGGGCGUCCCGCUUGCUGCGGAGGUGGCACCGGGCAUGAACGGCUUCGUCCCCGAGGAGGUGACCCAGCGCGGGGCAGACCCCGCGGCCGCCGCCGCCACCGCCGCGGUGGUGAGCAAUGCGGGUUCCGUCGUGGAGGUGCCGCCGCCGCCAGCGCUGCCGGGGCUGGCUCCGGCCGCCGCCGCGGGCGCGGUUGGCACCGGGGGUGCAGGCGGCCCCGGAGCCGGGCAGCUGUGCUGCCUGAGGGAGGAGGGGGAGCGGUGCGGCCGCGCCGCCGGCAACGCCAGCUUCAGCAAGCGGAUCCAGAAGAGCAUCUCGCAGAAGAAGGUGAAGAUCGAGCUGGACAAGAGCGCAAGACAUCUGUAUAUUUGUGACUUCCACAAAAACUUAAUUCAGAGUGUGAGAAAUAGAAGAAAGAGGAAAGGCAGCGAUGAUGAUGGUGACUCACCAGUGCAAGACAUCGACACUCCAGAGGUUGAUUUAUAUCAGUUACAAGUAAAUACACUUCGAAGGUACAAAAGACACUUCAAGCUACAGACCAGACCAGGACUUAACAAAGCACAGCUUGUUGAAAUAAUUGGCUGCCAUUUUAGGACUAUUCCAGUGAAUGAAAAGGACACCUUAACAUAUUUCAUCUACUCAGUGAAGAAUGACAAGAACAAACCAGACUUAAAAAUGGAUAGUGGGGUUCAUUAGAUGGCAAAGGUUGGGACUGAGACUCAGGCCACAAUUAAAAGACUGAGGGUUUUUGUUGAUAUACAAAAGCUUUCUUUGUAAUUUUUUCUCCCCAGAGACUUGUCUCUGUUUUAUUUUUCAUAACCUUGCUGAUUUGUUUGAAAAACAUCUCAUAUGAAACAAAUUUCCUCAGCAAAAGUAUUUUAAAUAAAUAUCACUGAUAUUGUUGCUCAA